Molecule: messenger RNA, 1344 nt
Organism: Hirsutella rhossiliensis
Lineage: Eukaryota; Fungi; Ascomycota; Sordariomycetes; Hypocreales; Ophiocordycipitaceae
Product: pyridoxal-dependent decarboxylase, pyridoxal binding domain-containing protein
Exons: 2
Coding region: 1-1344 (447 amino acids)
Cellular component (GO): cytoplasm
Molecular function (GO): ornithine decarboxylase activity
Source: RefSeq, a predicted model, not a curated record
AUGGCAACGGCUGUCAUCGACAACUUCAACCAAGAUGUCAAACAUAUCCAAUUGUUAAGCAAGGCUCCGCUUCUUGCGGACCCCAUUCGCCACGACAAUGUCUCGGUCGAUGCCAAGCAGCUGAUUGGCGAUGCUCUCCACCAGCGCGUCGUCGCCGUUGACCACGAGGUGUGCGAGCCUGGCGAUGAGGACACCUUCUACGUCGCCGACCUCGGCGACGUCUACAGGCAGCACCUCCGCUGGAAGAAGAAUUUGCCCCGGGUCAAGCCCUUUUAUGCCGUCAAGUGCAACCCUGACCCCCAGGUCCUCCGCCUCCUGGCUGCACUGGGCACCGGCUUCGAUUGCGCCUCCAAAAUGGAAAUCGAGCAGGUCCUGGCCAUGGGCACCAGCCCCGAGCGCAUCAUCUAUGCGCAGCCCUGCAAGACCAAUUCGUACGUCCGAUUUGUCAAGUCUGCCGGCGUCAGGCAGAUGACGUUUGACAACGCCGACGAGCUCUACAAGAUUGCCAAGCUCUUCCCCGAGGCCGAGCUGUUCCUCCGCAUCACCACCGACGACACGUCGAGCCUGUGCCGCCUUAGCAUGAAGUUUGGCGCCGCCAUGGACACCACCGAGGGGCUGCUGGCGGUGGCUCGCGACCUGGGGCUCAAUGUGGUGGGCGUUAGCUUCCACGUGGGCUCGGGGGCCUCGGACCCGCUGGCCUUUUACAAGGCGGUCCGCGACGCCCACGCCGUCUUCCAGCAAGGCCGCGAGCUCGGCUUCGCCAUGCGUACUCUGGAUGUCGGGGGCGGCUUCUGCGGCGACACGUUUGAGCAAAUGGCCAGCGUCCUCGACGGCGCGCUCGACGAGUUCUUUCCUGUCGGCUGCAGCGUGGAUAUCAUCGCCGAGCCGGGGCGCUACUUCGUGUCGUCGGCCUUUACCAUCGCGUGCAACAUUAUUGCUCGCCGCACCGUCGAAGACCCGACGCUCGACGGCAAGGGGUACAUGGUGUACGUCAACGACGGCGUGUACGGCAACUUUUCGAGCAUCAUGUUUGACCACCAGCAGCCGGUGGCCAAGGUGCUGCGCACGGCGGGCAAGACGCUCUACAACACGGCCGCGGCCAACCCUCGCCGCUCGGGCGAGGGCGUUGAGUAUUCUAUCUGGGGCCCAACGUGCGACGGCAUCGACCGCAUCAGCGAGAGCACUCGCUUCCACCCUCUGCUGGACGUGGGUGACUGGCUGUACUUUGAGGACAUGGGCGCGUACACCAAGUGCUCUGCGACGCAGUUCAAUGGGUUUCGCAAUGAGCACGACGUCAUCUACGUCUGCAGCGAGCCCGGGGCCCAGGCACUUUUGGACAUUUGA